This is a messenger RNA of Diospyros lotus (date-plum), 3002 nucleotides long. Its product is annotated as WPP domain-interacting tail-anchored protein 1-like. NCBI's taxonomy places the organism in Eukaryota, Viridiplantae, Streptophyta, Magnoliopsida, Ericales, Ebenaceae. The record is from RefSeq and is a predicted model, not a curated record.
AGGUCGGCGAUUGUCAUCGCCGUCCGGAAAAAUGGACCGAAAGCUCAGGUCGAUCCACUAAAAGCGAGUCGCAGAUAUCACUCCUCUUCCAUCUCCGAACAAAAUCGCCGAACCUCUACGAUUCAUCUCUCCCUUCUCUCUCUCUCUCUCUCACACACACACACACACAUCUACAAUGACGACCGACAUGGAUCCACCGCCGCCCCGGAACCCAAGCACCACCGCCGCCGAAGAGUUUCCGUCGACGGAGCCCGAAACCAAAACCCUAGACGACGAACUGCCCUCCACCUCUGCACCACCCGAAAAUCCGAUGGCUCCCCCACCGCCUAAAAAUUCCGAACCCUCUGAAUCCGGAGGCAGUCACGAACAUCCUCCCCAGGAGGAAGUCCUCAAAGAAGGCUCCAUCAUUGAUCAAUCUCAUGUAGACGAAAAGGAGGCGUCUAUGUUUGGGCGUGUAGAUCUCCGUGAUUUCGUCCUGGAGCACCCAACUAUUUCUCGCUUUCACGCGGAUAAUAGUUGUAGCAUUAGGAUGAAUGUGGAUGCUGUUCAUGAGGCUCCUGCUUCUAGCGAAGACAUGAAUACUGUUGAGCCAGAGGCAGAGCUAACGAAUAUUGAUUCACUUGAAGUUAUCUCAUCUCAUGGAGAUAUGGUGCAAGAAGUUGGAACUGCUUUUGAGUUUCUAACUAGAAUAGAAUUAGAUUUAGCAUGUUCUUGGGAGAAGUUGAUGAAUUUGAAUAUACUUAUAAUGCAUGUGGCAACAAGGGAAAGUGAUUUUGAGGUCUUCGUAUCAGACAACGAGCAUACCUUGGUUGAUUGUAUUGUGAAGGCAAUGGAAUUUGAUAUUUUGUCUGGAAUUUUGGACUCAGAGAUGAGAGAAGUUCAUGACUUCUUAUCUAGUGUCCGAAUAGAUAUUGUCAGUGCCGGUGAGAUUGUAUCUUCAUGCAGGCACUUGGGACAACCUUUGAAGGAGAUGGAAGAUAAACUACAUGAUUCUGAACAGUCAUUGCAACAGGCACUAGACCAGGUUUCAGAAAUAAGGGUGCAAUCUGCAAAGUUCCAGAAGAUCCUGUCAACUUACGGUGGGGAAGAAAAUUGGGAAGACAACAAUGGUAUAGACUUGUCAGGAAACAAUGAACUUUUGGACCAGAAUGCAAAUAUCAGAAUGCAGACUGCUGAACAACAGCGGCAUAUUCUGAGGAUGCUAGAGAAAUCUUUGGCAAGAGAGUUAGAUCUUGAGAAGAAGAUAGGUGAGUCGAGACAAACUGAGGAAGAGCUGAAAUUAAGAAUGCAUGCUUCAGAACAGGAAUUUUUAUUCAUGGAAGAAGAAGAGGUUAUUUGGGAAAGGUUGUAUGAGGCAGAAAAUACUGCUGAAGUCCUGAUGGGAAUUUCAAAAGAAACACUGGGUCGACUUCUGAUUGCCCAGUUAAAUCUUAAUGGUUCAAUUAAACAUGCAGAAAACUUGAGAUUUGAGCUUCAGGAGUCUGUUAUAAAAUUGGAAGCAAAAGACAGUGCUUUGAAAAAGAUCCGAGAUAAAUUAACCACUGCUGAUUCUGAGGCUGUCCAUUUGCGAGAGAAGGUGACUUCACUUGAGAAGAAACUGAAAGAAUCGGAUACUGAGUUGCUAAAUGCAAAGGCCUCUGCUGAUGUAAGUCAUGCAGUUCAUUCCAAAAUGCAUGAAAUGGAGAAGGAAAUCGAGGACCUGAAAGAAAAAAUUUCUGGAGCAGAAAACACUGCCGAGAGUGCAGAAGCCAAGUGUAAAUUGUUAACUGAGACUAAUCUGAAGCUAAAUGCAGAACUGGACAUUUUUAGAGGUAGUGGAAGUGCGUCUGAGAAGGUUGAUUCACUUGAGAAGCAGUUGGGGGAAUCCAAUUUUCAGCUACAGCAUGCAUUAGCAGCUGCUGAAGCAAGCAAGGAAAAGCAAAGCAUGUUAUACUCCACAGUUCAUGAUAUGGAAAAUGUAAUUGAGGGGUUGAAGUUGAGGGUUUCAAAAGCUGAAAAUCGGGCUGACAGUGCAGAAGAGAAGUGUAUUAUAUUAUCAGAAUCCAAUUCAUAUCUCAAUGAAGAACGAAGUUUUCUUAUGAGUAGAUUGAAAUGCUUGGAGGCAGCCCUGCACAAAGCUGAGGAAACUAAAUUGGAAACUGCAAAUGAUAUUGGCAUUCGAACUAAGUUGAUUACAAAUUUGGUGAUGCAACUGGCCCUUGAAAGAGAGCGCCUUCACAAGCAGAUAUUGUCAUUGACAAAGGAGAAUAACAUUUUAUUACAGCAAGCUGACAAGAAUCCUUCCAGAACAAGCUAUGAUGAUGGUAAAGGGAACUACAAGGACUUGUUCCCCAAGGUUGGAUCUGGUGCCACAACUUCUGCGGGAGAAAUUAAAGAAACAAUCAAUUUCUCAGCUACCAGUACCAAGGGGGACAUGACAUCAAAUAUUGCGUCCGUUGGUGAGGCAGAGUCGGAGCCUGCAGAUCCUACGUCCACCCUUGAGAGUGCAAGGAAUAUUGAUGCGAGGCAGCUUAACUUGAGAUACAGUUUUAUGGCAGCUGUCGCACUUGUGAUUUCAACAUUAGCAGCCAUUUGGUUUCAAAAUCGACAAGGUCAAUUUUGAUGGUUCUGAAUAACAUCUUUGUUAAUGAAGUCAGUGCUUUUUAAUACUUCAGGAUCUUCAAUUAAGCAUCAGCCCACCCGAUCAGAUUGAUUAGGGAGCUUUCUGUUACUCAGGUACAUCAUUCUGACUUCAUCAUCCUUUUUUCCUCCUUAUGAAUAUGAGGACUUGGCAGGAGUAGAAACCAGGCCAAUGAUCUAUGUUUUGGUGGGGGAAAUGCUUUUCUGGUUGAUGUAGAAAUUCACAGUCAAUCUAUAUAUAUAUAUGUGUGUGUGUAAUGGAAAAACUUACAUAUAUAACAGCCUUUGUAUUUUUAUUUUUUAUUGUUUUUGUCCGGCAAGCAAAAAAAUCUUUGUAUCACAGACCCUAGUUGGAUUAAAGCUCGGUGGUGGUGUUUUAUCUU